ACAUUUAGUAAAUUCACAGAGAGGGAUGUAAAACGUUAUGGAUUACUGGCUAAAUAUGAGAAAGAAAAUGUUUUGAAUAUUUUAAGGAUUACAGAAAUUAUAUCUUAUAGUGGAAUUAAAUAAGGUAAAGUUAUAUAUAACAAUGGAAAGUAAAGCUUUAGAAAAAAUAAAUAAUAAAAUAAUAGUUCACUAUACAAGAAGGAAUUCAGUAAGCAAUACAAGGAACAUAAAUAUCUAGUAAUGCUAUUUAAUCAUCUUGAUUAUGUAGAUUUUAUUAAAAAAAAUUCUUUGAUAAAUGAUAAGACAAAAAAAAAGACAAUUCAUAAAAGGCAUAGAUUACAAAUAAUUUUAUCUAGUAUAUUAGUAUCAUGAGGAUCAUUAUUAAUAAUAGAUAAUUUUUUUUACAUUAUUUUAGAAAAGUUUGAUGCUAGAGCAAUAUCUUAUUGAGUAUUAUUAAGUGUAUCAUUUAUCCUAUAUAUGUUAAGGAUUUGUUUUACGUUCAUAAAAAUUAAAAAACAUACAAUAAUUAUAAAGAGAAAA
Molecule: messenger RNA, 540 nt
Organism: Plasmodium malariae
Lineage: Eukaryota; Apicomplexa; Aconoidasida; Haemosporida; Plasmodiidae
Source: the annotation of a RefSeq genome assembly